UGUAUGCGUUUUUACCUUCAUGAUUAACGUUGUGUAAAAUUCUGCCACCACUUCCGCAUUGAGUUCUUGACAAACUAGCUCAACAUCAUGGCAGUGGGCUUAAUAUCGUAUCAGACUUUGAGAUGUCGAUUGUUAAAUCGUAUGAUUUCGCACCAAGUUGUGAGCACAAUAUGCAGCUUUACACGCGCGUUAUCGAGAAUGACUGUUUCUCCGUACACAGAUCUCUCACCACGGACAGUACACGGGCUGGUAAACCUAGGCGGGAGUUGGACUUGUAGGACAUCACGGUGGUUGUCUUUUCACGACUCAAGAUCAUUCUCCUCUUUACCUCCACCGCCCCCUUCUGGUGAUAAAACCAAAAAGACAGGGCCAGUGACUUGGAAAUCAUUAGCAAUAACAUUUGCAUUUGGGGGUGUUCUCCUUGCCGGAAUGAAAUAUUUCAAGAAGGAAAAAGAAGAAUUGAUUGAAAGAGAAAGGACAAAGUCAAUGGGGAAACCAGCGCUUGGGGGUCCAUUCUCUCUUGUGGAUCAGAAUAAUAAAUCCUGUAAAAGUGAGGAUUUCCUCGGCCAGUGGGUCCUUAUCUACUUUGGCUUUACACACUGCCCUGACAUCUGUCCUGAUGAAAUCGAGAAAAUGAUUGAGGUGGUGGAUGAAAUAGACAGGAUACAGUCUCUUCCAAACCUGACCCCCAUCCUCAUCACUAUUGAUCCUGACAGGGACACACCUGAGGCCAUGGGGACAUAUGUGAAAGAGUUCUCCCCUAAGCUCAUUGGGCUGACUGGGACAAUGCCCCAAAUUGAGCAGGUCUCUCGAGCCUACAGAGUCUACUACAGCCAGGGACCAAAGGAUGAAGACAACGACUACAUUGUUGAUCACACAAUCAUCAUGUACCUAGUUGGUCCAGACGGAGAAUUCAAGGAGUAUUUUGGACAGAACAAGAGGAGCGCUGAGAUUUCCUCUUCCAUUGCAUCACACAUGAGGAAGUACAAGAAGUUGAAUUAAGAGGUGAGAUGAAGGAGAACUUGUGUGCCUCUCUCAAAGCCUUCAGACUGUCAGCAGCCUCUGGCCCAGCAGCCCCUGACCCAGCAGGACUGAACACUGCCAUGUUAUGUCAAUGACAUGGAAUAUUAUCUGGAGUACAGCUUUUCAUGGACUUCAGAUGUCUACGACUUACCAUUCAAUUUUUGCUGUUCACCAUUUAACAUGGUCUCUAAUAUCAUAUUUAAGUCUAAGAUUAUUUAAAGUGAUUUUUUGCAAAUAGGUUUGGACAACGCUUCAGUGUUAAUUUUUUCUGCUUUGCCCAUUAUUUCAAUCAGUGUGAAAUACAAUUGUUUCGAUGUAAAAUAUGAGAGCCAAACAGAAAUACCGGUACUUGAUUUCAAGUCCCUCAACAAAUGUAACUAUGCUAAAAUGGAGGUGGAAAGUAUUCCUUGGAAAUCAAAUCACAUUUUAUUGGUCACAUACACAUCUUCCUUGGAAAUCAAUACUGAGGAACUGAAGGUUUCCAGUGUUUACCCUUGGGCACUCCUAAUGGAAAACGAACAGGAAUAGUUGUCGUUGUGCAGUUACAGCUCUGCUUUACUUUGUUUACACUAAUUCUCCUUUUUAGCCUCGCUAUUAAGUCUGGCCCAAUACCUGGACUCUUCUCAGUGACACCAGAAACAUUUAUGCACUGUAAUAACUAUUUGGUUACUCAAUUUGUACUAUCCAUAAAUCAAAGUCAUAUUUCAACAGAAUUUCCAAAGUAACUAAUUUAUUAAACUUGAACUUGCAGUUA
Molecule: messenger RNA, 1777 nt
Organism: Coregonus clupeaformis (lake whitefish)
Lineage: Eukaryota; Metazoa; Chordata; Actinopteri; Salmoniformes; Salmonidae
Product: protein SCO1 homolog, mitochondrial-like
Exons: 7
Coding region: 88-1002 (304 amino acids)
Biological process (GO): mitochondrial respiratory chain complex IV assembly
Source: RefSeq, a predicted model, not a curated record